Messenger RNA from Haemonchus placei, 597 nucleotides. The record is from the annotation of a GenBank genome assembly. Lineage: Eukaryota; Metazoa; Nematoda; Chromadorea; Rhabditida; Trichostrongylidae.
GGCGUAUAUGUUCGCCGUGCUGCUCAAGCACGGUGUCCCGAGCAAUUCGCAGACUUUUACUGUUGCAGCCUUAAGCCUCGUCAUCGUGUAAUUGCUGCUGGUGGAAUGCCGCCUCUCGAAUUCGAAUGGGAACGAAAGAGAACUGCUCAGCGAGAACGCUUCGGCACGUAUGGCUUGAAAAGUGGAGUUGAUCCGGCGAUAUGUUGGCCUACUGUAGAGGAAAUUGAAGAAGAACAAGCAGUAGGCCUCUAUCGUGAGUAUGAUUUGUGUGUUCGAGAAAUGAACGCACUGAAGCAAAAAAAGGAGGCCAAGGAGGCGGCAAGAAUAGCAGAAUUAGAGAAGAAUCUCCAAAAGUACCCAGAAAUGCUUGCCAAGUACGAGGCGUCGCAGGUUAAGGCUGAGAAGGAACGCGAUGAAAAGGAAAUAGCAUUGGAGAACCGAAUACGAGAAAUACAAGAAUAUUUUGGUUACUGGAUGGAUCCGAAAGACCCGCGAUUCGAGGUAAUGCUCCAACAAAAGGAACAGGAGGAGAAAAAGGCAGCAAAGCUGGCGAAAAAAGCAGAGCAGCAGAAAAAGAGGAUUGCAGAUGUAGUUUAG